UCUCAAUAAUGAACCCAACCGUGCCAGGAUGAACCUCUCAAUGAACCGAGAAUCUACACGCCGGGCAAUGAUGAGACAGCUAAACCUCGUCCAGGCAACGAAGUCUCUCCUGGGGAAAGAAACACAACUGUGGAAGAAGAAGAAGUGGCUACACGAUCAAGCAUACAUGUACGAGCUCGAGGAGAAAUCGGUUCAGCUAGCUGAGGAAGAAUUUCAAAAAGCACAGGAUAAAGUCACACAUGCCAGGGAACAGUUUGCGCGAAGGAGAGAUGCGAUUGAAGAAGCAAGAGGCAGAGUGCGGAUCAUGGAGGUCGUGGUCAAGCAAGCGAGGGAGAAAUGCCAGAAAAGAGUUCUCGGUGAGGAAUCAGGAGGUGAAGAUUUGGAGAUGGAUGAAAAUCCACAAGUGGAAGAGGCCGAUGCCAAAGAUGCGGAAGAAGACGAGUCGGGUAGUGAAGAGGCAGAGACUGGUUCCUCAGAUGGGGCAUCGAAGUCGGGCACAAUUUAUCCUUCAGAUGGCAGUACCAAUCAACCGAAGAUUACGGACUCAAAUCGGCGACAAACUAGUGUUUUCCAGACUGGAUUUAUGGAAUAG
Messenger RNA from Periconia digitata, 592 nucleotides. The record is from the annotation of a GenBank genome assembly. NCBI's taxonomy places the organism in Eukaryota, Fungi, Ascomycota, Dothideomycetes, Pleosporales, Periconiaceae.